Passer montanus (Eurasian tree sparrow) is the source of this 4332-nucleotide messenger RNA. RefSeq names its product bridging integrator 2 (gene BIN2). Lineage: Eukaryota; Metazoa; Chordata; Aves; Passeriformes; Passeridae. Gene Ontology annotation, cellular component: podosome; plasma membrane; phagocytic cup. Gene Ontology annotation, molecular function: protein binding; phospholipid binding. The transcript has 12 exons. Gene Ontology annotation, biological process: podosome assembly; plasma membrane tubulation; phagocytosis, engulfment. The coding region runs from base 54 to 1604 and encodes 516 amino acids. The record is from RefSeq and is a predicted model, not a curated record.
UCAAAACCCUCCAACGGCAGCAGCGGGGCCGCGGGCGGGGCCGUGCCAGGGCCAUGGCCGAGGGCAGGAGCGGCGGCGCCGGGCUCUUCGCCAGGCAGGUCCAGAAGCACUUCAGCCGUGCCCAGGAGAAGGUUUUGCAAAAAUUGGGCAAAACCGUGGAAACCAAAGACGAGCAGUUCGAGCAGAGCGCCUACAACUUCCAGCUGCAGCAGAACGAGGGUCACAAACUCUACAAGGAGCUCAAGGGGUUCGUGGGAGCCGUGAGAGUGAUGCACGAGAGCUCCCGCAGAGUGGCCGAGACGCUGCAGGAGAUUUACAGCCCCGAGUGGGACGGGCACGAGGAGCUCCGGGCCAUCGCCGAGAGCAAUGACCUCCUGUGGGAUGACUACGAGGCCAAGCUGGUCGACCAAGCCCUGCGGCUCAUGGAGAAUUACCUGGUUCAGUUCGGGGACUUCAAGGAGCGCAUCGCCAAGCGGGGCCGAAAGCUCGUGGACUACGACAGUGCCCGGCACCACCUGGAGGCUCUGCAGAGCGCCAAGAAAAAGGACGAGGCCAAAAUCGCCAAGGCCGAGGAGGAGUUCAACAAAGCCCAGGCGGUGUUUGAGGACCUGAACAGGGACCUGCGGGAGGAGCUGCCCGUCCUGUACGGCAGCCGCAUCGCCUGUUACGUCACCGUUUUCCAGAACAUCUCCAACCUCCGCGACGUCUUCUACAAGGAGAUGAGCAAGCUCAACCGGGACCUGUACGAGGUGAUGAGCAAACUGGAGAAGCAGCACUCGAGCAAGGUGUUCAUCAUCAAAGGUGUCCCCAGCAACCGCCGCUCUCUGGUCAUCUCCGCGCCCGUGAGCCCCCCGGCCAUGUUCCCCUGCCCGGACAAGGCGCCCGCGGUGGACGCGGAGGUGACACCGGGGUCCCCCGGCGGCGACAGCGCUGCCACCGACGCCGCCACCAGCGCGGAGCUGGGGGCUGUUUCCCCCGGGCCCCCCCCGGCCUCGCCCGCCAGCGGGGGCUCCCUGGACACGGCGUCGCUGUCCAGCGAGGAGAACGGGGAGCCCGGCCGCGACAGCGAGCCCCCCGAGGGGGCGACAUCGGUGACAGGGUCGGUGUCCAGCGAGGGGACCCCCGAGCCCAUCUCCAAGCCCGACUCUCUGUCCCCUGGUUCGGAGCCGUCGGCGACAGCCGCGGAGCCGGGGGGUGACAGCGGGGCGCGGGGAGGGGCCGAGGGCAUCGCCACCUCCCUGGCGUCACUGAUUUUAUCCGAGGCCAUUGCCCAGGCCGCUGGCACCUUGUCACCAGCGGCGGGGCGAGCCGCGGACGCGGCGGGGGACAGCGCGGCCACCAGCGCCGAGGCUCGGCCGCCGCCGUCCCCCCCCGCGGCUGUCCCCUGCCGUGUCCUCGGUCCCGCGGCGGCACCGGCGUGUCCCCGGGAGCCGUGCCAGCUCGGCGGUGAGCGGGGACAGCGCGGGGACAGCGGGGACAGCGCGGAGGCGGCGGAUGUCGAGCCACAGGGCUGUUCCGAGACACCAGAGCAGGACACGAGCCAGGACCCCUCAGGUGCUGCAGACCCCCCCCAGGAUCCCCCCGAGUCCCUCACCACCCUGUGAUCCCACAGGGAAAUGUGGCGUCUUCCCCAAAUUCAUUCCCCAGAAAGUAUUUCCCAGCCCCCAUCCCGUCCGAAAUAAAGAUGGAAAAGGUAGAAAAAUCCCAAAUCUCCAUCUGGGAUUGCGGAGGGUCCGGGGGGACCCCACCGGCGGAUUUGGGGUGGCUGAGGAGUGUAAGAAGGAUAGGUUGGGGGUUGUCAUUCUCUCCCCAGCUCCAACACCCGUGAUUCGGGAAAAAGGCGUCGAGCCUGUUCCACCAGCUCCGGAAAAUGCGCUGUCAUGCCAAAAAAAACCCAAACGCCCCAAUUUUCCCCUCCCGUGAUCCAGAAUUCCCCCAUUCCCGCACGAAGCCCCAUUCCCAAUCUCCGGGAUGAUGGGUUUGGCCCGCAGCCAGCGAGGGGUUAACGGGGGAGGGAUCCGGGGGGGUUGAUCCUCAUUCCGGCCGAACUGGAAAGGUGAGGUAGGAAAAAGGCAACGCCUUCACCUGGGCAACGCCUUCACCUGGAGCCGCACAUGGUGCCGGCAGGUAAGAGCUGCAGAGAGGGGCCUGCAUCCCGGGGUGCCCCCUCCCCCCGAAAUUCCCGGUCCCUGGGGGGCUUUAGGGGUGGCUGCGCAAAAUCCCAGGCCCAGGGGUCUGGACACGGCGGCUCCGCAGCCCUGCAGUGAGGGACGGGGGGUGCAGCCGGUCUGGGGUGCAGCCGGAAUGUCGGGGCAUUUUCCAGCUGGAUUUGGGGUGGGAGCGGAGGGAAAGGCCGGAUCCUGCCACAGGGAGAGGCUGAAAUCAGGAAAUCCGGCAGGAAAGCUGAGGGGGAAACAGGGGGAGCAAAGUGCUGCUCCAAGGGGAUCAUCCCAAGGUGACGGAGAAGAAACGAGGGCGAGCAGCAAAUGCCGCCCUCCAGCCGCUGGGGAGGGAAGUGGGGGCUGUAAAGGGGCUGCCGAGCACCCCCAAAAGAAGCCUGGGGGGAUGGUUUGGUGAUCCCAUCCUCCAUUCACCGGGAAUGGGAAGGGAGGGGCUGUGAAGGUGCUGCCAAGCACCCCUAAAACAUCUGUAGGGACGGUUUGCUCCUCCCGUCCUCCGGGCACCGGGAAUGGGCACGGGAAUGGGGGUGGGGGGCUGUAAAGGGGCUGCUGAGCACCCCCAAAAGAAGCCUGGGGGGAUGGUUUGAUGAUCCCAUCCUCCAUUCACCGGGAAAAGGAAUGGAGGGGCUGUAAAGGCACCGCCAAGCACCCCUAAAAAUCGCUGUGGGGUUCCUUUCUCCUCCCGUCCUCCGGGAACGGGAAUGGGGAUUGGGGAUGGGGAGGGGGGGCUGCAUCCGCGGUGCUCCUGGAAGGGGGUUUUGGGAUCAGAGCAGCCGAGCGGGGCAGGGCUUCCCUCGGGAGCGGCUCUGGAGCCGCUCGGCCGGAGCGCAGGAAUGAGGAAGAUGAGGGUUUUCCCCCGCCCUGCUUUGAAAACACGUGGAGAUGCAUGGGGAUGCAGCGGGCUGGGAAUGAUUCACCGGGUGCCGCUGCCAGCCCCCUCUUCCGCUGGAUCCCGGCCUGGCACCGCCACAAACCCCGGGGGUUUCCGCGGCGGGAGGCACCGGAGCCUUCCCGCAGGGCUCGGGUGAUUCCUUCCCACGAUGCCAAGGCGGGAGCAGCGAGGGGAUGCAGGGGAGCAUCCCUGCCCCGGAGAGAGCAGGGGGAGCUGCACUCCCCCCGCCAGGCGUGGUUUGAUGGAAACCAAACCCUUCCCUCAGAUAAACUCGGGUUAGAGCUUUGGGGAGCCCCGGCAUUGCAAUUCUCGGGCGCUGUGGGUCCCAGGAUUGCAUUUUUGGGAGUUUGGUUUGAGCUCCUCACUGGCAGUGCCAGACUCUUCCCAAGGAACCCUUCCCAAGGCUCGGACCAGCCCAUUCCACCCAGCGGCGCCUUUUCCUCUUCUUCCCCUAAACCCCGGGUACUUUUGGGGAAUUUAAUCCCAGUUUUGGCUCAGAAGCCACCCGGGAGCAGCAGCUGCUCCGUGGGAAGGCCGUGGUUGGCUUUGGGAAAGGCCCAGAGGGCGCUGCCAGGGGAGGUCACAGCAAAGCCGGGUUUAAUGAAGGGCUGGGCGAAAGCAAAACCGGAUUUAAGGCAAAACUGGACUGAAAACAAAACUGUUGAAAGCAAAGCUUGGUUUAAUUCAAAGCUGGGUUUAAAGCAAAACCGAGUUUAAAACAAAGCUGGGAUUAAAGCAACUCUGGAUGUAAUGCAAAUCUGUGUUUAAAGCAAAGUCGUGUCUGAAGCAAACUCGGUUUAAAGGAAAGGUGGUUUUAAGGCAAAAUCAGGUUUAAUUCAAAGCUGGGUUUAAUGAAAAGCUGGACUUAGAGUGAAGUUGGGUUUAAAGCAAAAUGAGCUUAAAGCAAAACUAAGUUUAAAGAAAAACUGGGUUCAACCUAGAACUGAACAAAAGUAAAAUUAGGCUUAAAGCAAAAUUGUGCUGGCAAUAAAAUCGGGUUUAAAGCAAAGCUGGGUUUAAGGCAAAAUCGGGUUUAAACAAAGUUGGGAUUAAAGCAGAGCUUGGUUUCAAGCAAAGCUGGGUUUAAAACAAAACAAAGUUUAAAGUAAAACAAGCUUGAAACAAAACAAGGUUUCACGCAGGACUAGUUUUAAAGCAGAACUGGUCUUACAGCACAACCAGGUUUGAAGUACAACCGGGUUCAAAGCAGAGCUGAUCUUAAGUAAAACUGAGUUUAACGAGCGGGUGGCUGCUGCCAGC